AUGUCAGUGGCAGAUAAAUAUAUUGGAUUAACAUUGGCAAUUGCUUCAAGUGUAUUGAUUGGAACUUCAUUUAUAAUAACGAAAAAAGGAUUAAUUGAUACAUCAAAUAGACAUGUGGUUCUUGGAGAAUUGUUAAAUUUUGCAGCAUAUUCUUUUGCACCUGCUAUUCUUGUAACACCACUUGGAGCUUUAAGUGUAUUGAUUGGAGCCAUAUUAGCGUCUAUAAUUUUAAAGGAAAGACUUGGAAAAAUUGGUUCAGUUGGAUGUGGAUUGUGUUUAAUUGGAUCAAUUAUAAUUGUUCUUCAUGCUCCAGCUGAUAAAGAAAUUAACACUGUUGAUGAAAUAUUAAGUUUUGCUCUGAAACCUGUAUUCAUGUAUACAUUUGUCGCAAUAUAUAAAUUGGUUCCAAAAUAUGGCAAAAAGAACCCUGUGGUAUUUCUAUCAAUUUGUUCGCUGGUUGGAUCAAUAUCAGUGAUGUCAUGUAAAGGAUUUGGAAUAGCAUUGAAAUUGACAUUUGCAGGAAAUAAUCAAUUAAGUCAUACAUCCACUUAUGUAUUUAUAAUUAUAUCUGUUGUAUGUAUAUUAGUACAAAUGAAUUAUUUCAACAAAGCGUUAGACAUAUUCUCUACAAACAUUGUAAAUCCAAUAUAUUAUGUAUUUUUUACAACAUCAACGAUAAUAGCGUCUGUAUUAUUAUUCCAAGGUUUUAAUACUGGCAAUACAGCGAAUUUAAUAACAUUAUUCUGUGGUUUCCUAACGAUAUUUGCCGGUGUCUAUCUAUUAAAUAUUGCAAAGAAUGAAGGAAUUGGAUUGGCGUCAUCGUUGAAAGAAAAUAAUACAUUAUUGGGUAGUGGUGGUGAUACGAGUGGAAAUAGCAGUAUAAUGUUAUCAUCAAUUGGUGAUCAUCAUCAUCAUGAUUCUUUGAUGAGAACAAGGGAUGCAACAUUACUGAAUGCAUUCGAUGAAGAAAGUUUAGGUUUAACUCAAUUAAAUGAUGAUAUUACUGAUUCUGAAGAUGAAUGA
Entrophospora sp. SA101 is the source of this 1023-nucleotide messenger RNA. The record is from the annotation of a GenBank genome assembly. NCBI's taxonomy places the organism in Eukaryota, Fungi, Glomeromycota, Glomeromycetes, Entrophosporales, Entrophosporaceae.